Molecule: messenger RNA, 612 nt
Organism: Symbiodinium necroappetens
Lineage: Eukaryota; Dinophyceae; Suessiales; Symbiodiniaceae
Source: the annotation of a GenBank genome assembly
AUGGCUUUGCUUCGCGCCUCCCUGAUUGCAUUCCUGCUUGCCGUCAGAGCUGCUGCAGACGGUGCCAAUGGGACGGCAGCGAUAGACUCCAAGACAGAGCCGAUCAACGCCACGAGUGCCACGAAGGCAUCCACCGCUGGACUGAAGGUCAAGCGAGGAGGCCAGGAGCAAGGCCCGGAUGUUGUCCGGAUCCUGCACAUCAGCGACACGCACAGCCUCCAUCGAAGCACCGGGAACAUGCCGGAUGCCGACAUUCUGAUCCAUUCCGGGGAUGUGGCCAAGGUGGGCUCAGAGAGCGAGCUGGGCGAUUUCAACGACUGGCUUGGCAGCCUUAAGGGCAAGUACAAGCACAUCCUAGUCAUUUCUGGAAACCACGACUUCUGGGACACCAACUGGAGGCUGAACCGCGGACACAUCUCCAACGAUGUCGUCCAGGAUCCCGCCUACUUCCAGUACAGGAUCACGAAUGCCCGAGUCCUCAAUCACGAUCUCGCCGAGGUCAUGGGCCUGAAGAUCUGGGGCGCCGGCUGGCACGCCCGAAGGGGAGAUUCCCGAUCCGGCAACAAUUAUGCCGACAUCCCCGAAGGUGUUGACAUCGUCGUCACCCACGAG